Molecule: messenger RNA, 567 nt
Organism: Lasiodiplodia theobromae
Lineage: Eukaryota; Fungi; Ascomycota; Dothideomycetes; Botryosphaeriales; Botryosphaeriaceae
Product: Chromatin-remodeling complex subunit ies6
Exons: 1
Coding region: 1-567 (188 amino acids)
Biological process (GO): chromatin remodeling
Cellular component (GO): Ino80 complex
Source: RefSeq, a predicted model, not a curated record
AUGGCGCCCAUCACGCACAACCCGACGGAGCUGGACCACCAGGCCCUGCUCGACCGGCUCGACAUGUUCCGUGUCCACAAGCCGUUCCGCAACCCCAACUGGAAGCCGCCGCAACGCCGCAACAAGAACGUCAAGCAGAUCAUCGCCGAAGCCCAGCGCAAGGAAGCCUCCGUCAUGGCCACCCAGAACAACAGCGGCAGCUCCACGCCCGCCGCCAUCGCUGUCGGCGGAACGGGCAAUGCGACCCCGGCCAAUGGCUCGACCGGCUCGUCCUCGAACAUUGCACAAGCCGCUCAGAACCUGUCGGCUAUGGUUCUGGAGAAGAAUGGAAGGGCGGUAGCAGCAGCGGGCGGCCCGGCAGUCACAUACACGAACAUCGAGGCGCCUCCGAGCUUGCAGGUCAAGCGGAAAUAUUGCGACGUCACAGGCUUGCCGGCGGCCUAUACGGAUCCGAAGACGAGAUUACGCUAUCACAACGCCGAGGUGUUUGGCAAUAUCAGGCUGAUGGGCCAGAGCAUGACCGAAGGCUAUCUUGCCGCUAGAGGAGCGCACACGGUCCUCAAAUAA